CUCUGACUAAAAAAAGUGGGUUUUAAACGAGACUGAGAUAAUAAUAGUUGACCUAGUUUUUCAAAAAUUCCCCAGGGAAUCAUAUUGAUAUUGUAGUAAAUCAAAUCGACCCAAAAUCCUCGUUCUUUUGUUCAAAUUGAAGUCGGUUCUAUAAAAGUUUCAAAUGGCGAACCUCCCAAUUCUACAAUUUGAAGACAAGAUAUUAGAAACCGUGGAUCACAAUCCAGUAGUGGUGGUAAUUGGUGAGACGGGUUCAGGGAAGAGCACACAACUCUCUCAGAUUUUACACAGAAGCGGCUACACGAAGGCCGGAAUCAUCGCCGUCACCCAGCCACGCCGUGUCGCCGCCGUAUCUGUUUCUAGAAGGGUUGCACAGGAGCUUGGUGUCCGACUGGGUGAUGAAGUUGGUUAUGCCAUAAGAUUCGAGGACAGAACUUCAGAGAGAACUUGUAUUAAGUAUCUUACUGAUGGAGUACUCCUCCGUGAAAGCCUUUCUGACCCUGAGCUCAAACAAUAUUCUGUUGUCAUAUUAGAUGAGGCUCAUGAAAGGAGUCUAAACACGGAUAUAUUAAUGGGGCUGAUGAAAAGGUUGAUUAGACUGCGUGCUUCCAAUUUGAAAGUUUUGAUCACUUCAGCUACUCUUGAUGGUGAAAAGGUGUCAAGAUUUUUCUCUGAUUGCCCAGUCCUAAAUGUUCCUGGGAAAUUGUUUCCUGUAGAAAUAUUAUAUAGUGCAGAACAACCCAAAAGUUAUAUAGAAUCAUCUCUGAAAAAAGCUAUUGACAUACACGUUAAUGAGCCAGAAGGGGACAUUUUGAUAUUUAUGACUGGGCAGGAUGACAUAGAGAAAUUGGUAUCAAAACUGGAGGAAAGAAUUCAAAGCCUUGAAGUAGGGUCCUGUAUGGAUGCCAUAGUCCUGCCACUUCAUGGUUCAUUGCCACCUGAAAUGCAGGUACGAGUGUUUAAUCCUCCACCUCCAAACUGUAGGCGUUUCAUUGUUGCAACAAACAUUGCUGAAACUUCCUUGACUGUUGAUGGUGUUGUGUAUGUUAUAGACUCUGGAUAUGUGAAGCAGCGACAGUAUAAUCCAUCAAGUGGAAUGUAUUCUCUUGAUGUUGUUCAGAUUAGCAGGGUGCAGGCUAACCAACGGGCAGGUCGGGCAGGAAGAACACGACCCGGGAAGUGUUAUCGGUUAUACCCGUUGGCUGUUUACCAAGACAAUUUAUUGGAAGCCACUGUUCCUGAAAUACAACGUUCUUCUUUAGCUGGAAGUGUUCUUUAUUUAAAAUCUUUGGAUCUUCCAGAUAUUGAUAUUCUUAAAUUUGACUUUCUUGAUGCACCUUCGCAUGAGUCUUUGCAAGAUGCUCUUAAACAGUUGUUUCUGAUUGAUGCUUUAGAUGAGAAUGGGACUAUUACGCCUAUAGGAAAAACAAUGUCAGAGCUUCCUUUGGAACCUUCACUUGCAAGGACUUUAAUUGAGGCAAAUGAAUAUGGUUGUUUAUCUCAAGCUUUGAGUGUAGCUGCUAUGUUAUCAGUGGAAGGUACAUUGCUUCCUGGACGAAGCAAAAACACAGACAGGAAGAGAAAGCAUCCUCCUUCAGAUCUUCCUGAUGGGUCUGGUCUGGGUGAUCACAUCCAGUUACUUCAGAUCUAUGAGCUUUGGGAUGAAGUUGACUAUAGUAUUGACUGGUGUAAAGAUAACAACCUACAGGUACGUGGGAUGCUAUUUGCUAAAGAUGUUCGGAAACAAUUGUCGCAAAUAAUGCAGAAGGUUGCAAAAGGAGGCUUAGAUAUAAAAAGAAAGGAAAGAAGGAGAGAUAGAGAAGAAAACUAUAAGAAUCUAAGAAAGGCUUUGUGUGUGGGGUAUGCAAGCCAGCUGGCAGAGCGGAUGAUUCGUCAUAACGGUUACCGGACUCUUGGCUUCAAGUCUCAACUUGUCCAGGUGCAUCCGUCUUCCGUGCUGCGAACAGAUGAAGAAGGAAUGCUUCCAAAUUAUGUUGUGUACCAUGAACUUAUUUCUACUACACGCCCAUACAUGCGCAAUCUGUGUGAAGUAGAGAUGCAAUGGGUGACCCCAAUAUUGCAAAAGCUUGAGAAGCUAAAUGUCAACAAACUAAGUGGUGGAUCGAACCAGUCUGAGGUGGCGAGCACAACCGAUGAUUUGGGGGGUCCCCAGAAAGAGAAAGAGUUUCAAUCAUCGACGAUGAGGUUGGCGCCGAGGGAGGUGGAGAAAUUGAUGUUACACAAUGCUGGAUUUUUAGCGCAGAAGCGUCUUGCUCGUGGAUUAAGGCUUAAUUACACCGAAGCUGUUGCACUUAUUGCCACUCAGAUUUUGGAGUUUGUACAUGAUGGUGACAAAAGUGUGGCAGAAUUGAUGGAUGUUGGGAGACAGCUUUUAGGAAGGAGACAAGUUCUUCCAACAGUUCCUCACCUUUUGGAUUCUGUCCAGGUAGAGGGAACCUUUCCUGAUGGAACAAAGUUAAUUACUGUACAUGAUCCAGUAUCUUGUGAAAAUGGAAAUCUUGAAAUGGCUUUACAUGGAUCUUUUCUUCCAGUUCCUUCACUUGAAAAGUUUCCAAAUAUAGAAAGUUGUAAGAUUCCUGGAGAACUAAUCUUCAGACAUGGAUAUAUAAUGCUUAAUUCUGGAAGGGAAGCAGUAGUCCUUAAAGUAACUAACAAUGGAGAUAGACCAAUACAGGUUGGAAGCCAUUACCAUUUUAUCGAGGUCAAUCCAAGUUUAAUUUUUGAUCGAAGAAAAGCAUAUGGCAUGAGACUAAAUAUACCUGCAGGAACAGCUACCAGAUUUGAGCCAGGGGAUGCAAAAUCUGUCACUCUUGUAAAAAUUGGUGGCAUGCAAGUAAUUAGAGGAGGGAAUGCAAUCGCAGACAGCCCUGUCACUGAUUCCAAUGUCAAUACAGUAAUGGAAUCAGUACUUGCAAGAGGAUUCGGCAAUUCUGAAGAUACCAAUACCAAUAAUGGUAUCAUUAUAGAAGGAUCUCCACUAGCUUACAAAAUGGCACGUGAGGCAUAUGCUAAUAUGUAUGGCCCUACAGUUGGAGACAAAAUUCGUCUUGGUGACACCGAUUUAUUUGCUGAAGUUGAAAAAGAUUUUGCAAUUUAUGGUGAUGAGUGUGUGUUUGGUGGUGGAAAGGUGAUACGAGAUGGAAUGGGACAAGCUUCAGGGUAUUCCCCAUCUGAUUGUCUGGACACUGUCAUCACAAAUGCAUUGAUAAUCGAUUACACAGGAAUUUACAAAGCAGAUAUAGGCAUUAAAGCCGGUUUGAUUUCUUCAAUUGGGAAAGCAGGAAAUCCGGAUUCCAUGAAUGGUGUCUCUGAUAACAUGAUCAUUGGAGUCAGCACAGAAGUGAUUGCUGGUGAAGGCAAGAUAGUGACAGCUGGCGCCAUUGAUUGUCAUGUGCAUUUUAUCUGCCCUCAAUUGGCAUAUGAAGCAAUAUCUAGUGGGAUUACAACAAUGGUAGGAGGUGGGACGGGGCCCGCUGAAGGGACACGUGCAACCACUUGUACCCCUGGAGCUGUUCACAUGAAAACUAUGCUGCAAGCCACUGAUGACUUACCAAUUAACUUUGGAUUUACUGGGAAAGGUAAUAGUUCUAAACCGGAAGGGCUGCAUGAAAUAAUAAAGGCUGGUGCAAUGGGACUGAAGCUUCAUGAGGAUUGGGGGACUACUCCUGCUGCUAUAGAUAACUGUUUGUCAGUUGCAGACCAAUAUGACAUCCAGGUUAAUAUCCACACCGACACCUUGAAUGAAUCUGGAUUCGUUGAACACACAAUUGCUGCGUUUAAAGAUAGAACAAUUCACACAUACCACAGUGAAGGUGCAGGUGGUGGUCAUGCUCCAGAUAUUAUCAAAGUGUGUGGUGUUAAAAAUGUUCUGCCCUCAUCAACAAAUCCAACACGUCCUUACACUAAGAACACAAUAGACGAGCAUCUCGAUAUGCUGAUGGUGUGUCAUCACCUUGAUAAGGACAUACCCGAGGAUGUAGCUUUUGCUGAGUCACGUAUUCGAGCUGAAACAAUUGCUGCUGAAGAUAUUUUGCAUGAUAUGGGAGCAAUAAGCAUUAUAUCAUCUGAUUCACAGGCUAUGGGUCGUAUUGGGGAGGUAAUAAGCAGAACAUGGCAAACAGCUCACAAAAUGAAGUUACAAAGAGGCGCGAUUGAGGGUAACAUACAAGAAAAUGACAAUCUUCGCAUUAAAAGGUUUAUUGCAAAGUACACGAUAAAUCCAGCAAUCGCUAACGGGUUUUCCGACCAUGUUGGGUCGGUUGAGGUAGGGAAGUUGGCUGAUCUUGUGAUUUGGAAGGCAUCGUUCUUUGGGGCAAAACCGGAAAUGGUGAUUAAAGGAGGUGAUAUUGCUUGGGCUAACAUGGGGGAUCCAAAUGCAAGCAUCCCUACUCCUCAACCGGUUAUAAUGAGGCCCAUGUUUGGAGCAUUCGGCAAGGCUGGAAGCUCCAACUCCAUAGCUUUUGUCAGCCAGGCUGCUAUGGAGCGAAAUAUAAAGACUCUUUAUCAACUGAAUAAGAAGGUGAAAAGCGUGAGUAAUGUAAGGAGACUGACAAAGCUGGACAUGAAACUCAACGAUGCCCUUCCCAACAUCCAGGUUGAUCCCGAGACAUACGCGGUCACUGCUGACGGCGUGCAUCUAACAUGCACCGCAGCUACAUCUGUCCCCCUAUCUCGGAAUUACUUCCUAUUUUAAUUUUAAUUACCCCUCUUUGUUUUUUUAAUAACAUAUCUUGUUCCUAGUAGCAAAUUUAGGUUUUCUAGACCUAUUUUCAAUGAUAAGGUUCAGGAGGGCAUUUACGUUUGGAAACCAAAACCACACGAAUGAAUUGGAUUUUGAUUUGAUGAAAAACAUAUACUAUGUGGCAUUCUCAUUUGAGUUACCAAUAUUGCUUUGCAACAUUUUGCAGCCAUACCAAAUUUGUUGGUUCAACAUUUGGGUAGUUAGACUCACUUGUUAAAAUUAUUUAUAUGCAAGUCAUGGACUCAAAUCUUCAUUCUCAAUACGUCGUUAUUUAUAUAUAUAUUCUUAUGGAAAAACACUUGUAAGUACUGUCUGUAACGUUCCAUGCCCCUUCAUCCAAUGAAAGGUCACAUAAGCAUUUAUUCACCG
Lactuca saligna is the source of this 5131-nucleotide messenger RNA. The record is from the annotation of a GenBank genome assembly. Lineage: Eukaryota; Viridiplantae; Streptophyta; Magnoliopsida; Asterales; Asteraceae.